Molecule: messenger RNA, 2410 nt
Organism: Cynoglossus semilaevis (tongue sole)
Lineage: Eukaryota; Metazoa; Chordata; Actinopteri; Pleuronectiformes; Cynoglossidae
Product: glutamine--fructose-6-phosphate aminotransferase [isomerizing] 1-like
Exons: 18
Coding region: 785-1846 (353 amino acids)
Biological process (GO): fructose 6-phosphate metabolic process; UDP-N-acetylglucosamine metabolic process; protein N-linked glycosylation
Molecular function (GO): carbohydrate derivative binding; L-glutamine:D-fructose-6-phosphate transaminase (isomerizing) activity
Source: RefSeq, a predicted model, not a curated record
UCAAAGAGGUGUACUGUUUACCUUCACUGUAAAUGUCUUGCCUAAGAAAGGCCCAAAAGUUCUCAAUAGGGUUUAAGUCAGGUGAAGAAGGGGGACAAGUCAUUAGUUUUUCAUCUUUAAGGCCUUUACUGGCCAGCCACGCAGUGGAGUACUUUGAUGCAUGUGAUGGAGUGUUGUCUUGCAUAAAAAUCAAAGUCUUCUUGAAAGAUGCAGAAUUUUUCCUGUACCACUGCUUGAAGAAAGUGUCUUCUAAAAAUUGGCAGUAGGUCUGAGAGUUGAUGUGGAGUCAUUUUUCAACCUGAAAAGGUCCAACUCUUUCAUCUUUAAUAAUACCUGCCCAUACCAGUACCCCACCUCCACCUUGCUGGCGUCUGAGUCGAAGUGGAGCUCUGUGUUCGUUACUGAUCCAACCACGGGCCCAGCCCUCUGAGGUGGUCGGGUUUCAGCCUUGGCCAUGUCUCUGGGAACUGAACACCUCUAACUUCUUGACACUCCAGAAAGCUCUUUGGUCUUGCCCAUGGUGGAGACAUUGGAUGCUAGUUGUUUGGGUCUGGACAGGUGUCUUUUAUACAGGUAACGAGGAAUCUUUGCUUAUCUUAACUACCAUGUGACAAGGACUCGCCAUGAGAUCCUUGAAAUCCUUAUUAAAGGUCUCCAGCGUCUGGAGUACAGGGGCUAUGACUCAGCUGGUGUGGGAAUUGAUGGUGGAAACAACAAAGAGUGGGAGUCAAACUCCAAGUCUAUUCAACUGAUCAAACAGCGUGGAAAGGUGAAGGCUCUUGAGAUGGAGAUCCACAAACAGCAGGAUGUUGACCUGGAUGUGGAGUUUGAUGUUCACCUGGGAAUUGCUCACACCCGCUGGGCCACUCAUGGUGUUCCAAGUCCAGUCAAUAGCCACCCACACAGAUCUGACAAAAAUAAUGAGUUCAUUGUCAUUCACAAUGGAAUUAUAACCAAUUACAAAGACUUGAGGAAAUUUUUGGAAAGCAAAGGCUAUGAGUUUGAGUCAGAGACUGACACAGAGUCCAUUGCUAAGCUGGUGAAGUACAUGUAUGACAACCGAGAGAGUGAUGACAUCAGUUUUGCCACAUUGGUGGAAAGGGUGAUUCAGCAGCUGGAAGGAGCUUUCGCCCUGGUUUUCAAGAGUGUUCAUUACCCCGGUGAAGCAGUUGGUACAAGGAGGGGAGGCCCAUUGCUGAUUGGAGUAAGGAGUAAUCACAAGCUGUCAGCAGAUCACAUUCCUGUGCUCUACCGCUCAUACAAAAAGAGCUGUGGUGCUUUACCUCGGGCAGAUCAGGACACUUGCCUGUUUCCCGUGGAUGAGAAAGCUGUAGAGUACUAUUUUGCACCAGAUGCCAGCGCGGUUAUCGAGCACACAAACCGGGUGAUCUUCCUGGAGGAUGAUGAUGUGGCUGCUGUGACCGAUGGUCGCCUAUCCAUUCACAGAAUCAAACGAACAGCUGGAGAUUACCCCGCUCGUGCUAUCCAGACCCUGCAGAUGGAGCUGCAGCAGAUAAUGAAAGGCAACUACAGCUCCUUCAUGCAAAAAGAGAUAUUUGAGCAGCCGGAGUCUGUGGUCAACACCAUGAGGGGGAGAAUCAACUCUGAUAACAACACAGUGAUACUGGGUGGAUUAAAGGACCACAUCAAAGAGAUCCAGAGGUGUCGGCGACUCAUUCUAAUUGCCUGUGGCACCAGCUACCAUGCUGGAGUAGCAGAGUUCUUUUCUUUUUUUCCUGCAACUUGUGCUUGUGGUUGUCUGCUUGUUAAUUUUAUGUUGUUUCAAGCAAGUAGGAAACUAUGUAGUGUAGCCACAGACUCGCCAGGUCCUGGAGGAGCUAACUGAGCUGCCCGUCAUGGUUGAGCUUGCCAGUGACUUCUUGGACAGGAACACUCCUGUUUUUCGGGAUGAUGUCUGCUUUUUCAUCAGCCAGUCAGGCGUACACCAGCCAGUUUGUGUCCCUGGUCAUGUUUGCUCUCUUGAUGUGCGAUGACAGGAUUUCAAUGCAGCCCAGACGCAACGAGAUAAUCCAAGGCCUGAAAGUGCUUCCAGACUUGAUUAAAGAAGUCCUCAGUUUGGAUGAUGAGAUCCAGAAGUUGGCCGCUGAGUUGUAUCAGCAAAAGAGUGUCCUGAUCAUGGGCCGAGGCUACCAUUACGCUACCUGCUUGGAAGGAGCACUGAUGGCACACCAUGGCAAGGAACUCUCUGGGGACCUUAAAAAAGAAUUGUGGCACUACAUAAGGCUGGCCAAGGCUACAAGAAGAUUGCCAACACCCUGAAGUUGAGCUGCAGUACAGUGGCCAAGAUCCUCCAGCGUUUUAAAAAAUCAGGAUGCACUCACAACAGGGCUCGUGUUGGACGUCCAAAGAAGCUGAGUGAACGUGCACAGCGUCACAUCCAAAUGCUAUC